Geodia barretti is the source of this 588-nucleotide messenger RNA. Lineage: Eukaryota; Metazoa; Porifera; Demospongiae; Tetractinellida; Geodiidae. The record is from the annotation of a GenBank genome assembly.
AUGGCCCGUGGAGGACGCAGCACCAGUCAGCUCUCCUCCAGCCCUGGAGGAGGCUCGGCAGUGGAGCUGGUGAGAGGAGGAGACGAGCAGACUCUCGACAGCCACCACACCACUGGGCUCACCGCCAUAUUCUCUGAUGUGUCCAGUUUUGCCUCUGGGAAACACAGCUCAAAUCUCGGGUUUGACACCAGCUCAGCACAGAGACAGACAUCGUCUGGAGGAGGAAACAGAGGCCCACUACCAGUCAUGAUGGAGGGACUGUCGCCCAUUGCAGACAGGACCGAAGUCUCGUUUGACACACAGCACGGAGAUCUCGAGUUCCCGGACCUAGACGUGUCGUACGGAAGCAGUGGAGCUCCUCAAGGCUACCACCAAGGAAACUGCCACGAGGCUCACUGCUCUCCCGUUCUUGAGAGUCGAACCUCUGGCUUACCUCAGCCAUGUUGCGAGCAGGAUGGGAGGAAGACUGGAGAGUUGGUGACGUCACAAGCACUCAAUGUCAGUCAAGACAAACCAUACGGUACCAUCACGCUCCACAGAGGACCACGUUUCUGAGACCACACAGCCCAUACACACAAAUAUCAACUA